This is a messenger RNA of Ambispora leptoticha, 1134 nucleotides long. The record is from the annotation of a GenBank genome assembly. NCBI's taxonomy places the organism in Eukaryota, Fungi, Glomeromycota, Glomeromycetes, Archaeosporales, Ambisporaceae.
AUGAAAAUAUUACAAACCACAAGUAUCUCUACAUUAAUUAUAGAAAUAGAGUAUGCAAAAAACACAGCUGAUAAUGCAGUAAACGCGCCUUAUUACUCGCCAGACGGUUUAUCAAAAACCCUUCACCUGAGUAUAUCGGUUAUUUCGUCGUCACCUAGAAAAAAGCGACGGCAACAUAGACAUGUAUAUUCGUUACCGCCUGAGCUGAAAAUUCGGUAUAAAGUCUUACAAGAGCUAGGUUCAGGCGGUUUUGGAUUCGUUGUCUCGGCCAUUAGGCUUUCGGAUAAUCGUAAGGUCGCGAUAAAAUUUAUUUAUAAGAAUAAAAUACGUCGUUGGAAUUACGACGAAGAACUUUCCAUGGAUGUACCCAUGGAAAUAUUCGUAUUACGACGCGUCGAUCCACAUGAAAAUAUCGUGCAAUUCGUGGAAAUGAUGGAAGAUACAAAUUUCUUUUAUUUAGUAAUGGAGUAUCACGGCGCUCAAUGGUCGUCGAAUAAUAAUAAUACAUCAUGCGAUCUAUUCGAAUGUAUGGAACAAUAUUCUGGGUUUCCCGAAUCUCAGGCGCGUUAUAUUUUCCGACAAAUCGUGGCGGCAUUGUGUCAUUUAGACGCGCUUGGUAUUUAUCACCGUGAUAUAAAAUUAGAGAAUGUAACGAUAAACGAACAUUUUAUGGUGAAACUCGUAGAUUUUGGAACGGCAGUGAUGAUUCCCAAAGGUGAAUCGAUAACUUUUGCUGGUUUAGUGGGAACUUAUUUUCCACCAGAAAUGAUUCAAGGAAGAGAAUGGAAUCCUUGUCAUUCUCAAGUCUGGUCGCUAGGUAUAUUGCUUUACCGGCUUCUUUUCUGUAUACCUCCGUUUGCAAAUAAAAAUGAUAUUUGCAUGCAUCCAUAUAGGAUGCCGCCUCGAGAAUACAGUUACGAGCUAAGUGAUCUUUUAGACAAACUAUUAGAAAAAGUUCCCGAAAAUAGACCGUCAGUUUGGGAUGUACUGAAUCAUCCAUGGGUAAACAAGACAUCGGCAUACACCAGAUUUGGAUCUUGGGAUUUCUCGACUAUCGAGUAUAUUGUUCUCAGUUUAUGUGCGGCUUGGUCACCGUUGGGCGGAAGAAAUUUUGGAGCGAAUGUUGUUCGAUGA